Saccostrea echinata is the source of this 1418-nucleotide messenger RNA. Its product is annotated as calcyphosin-like protein. The record is from RefSeq and is a predicted model, not a curated record. Lineage: Eukaryota; Metazoa; Mollusca; Bivalvia; Ostreida; Ostreidae. The transcript has 2 exons. Bases 394 to 999 code for a protein of 201 amino acids. Gene Ontology annotation, molecular function: calcium ion binding.
CUGGCAUCAGACGUGUGUCUCCCCCACGCUGAGGACGAACCCCACUGUUUCAUGAACAUAGAUCGGAUAAUAUUCCUGUUACAAUUGACACAAAAUACAACAGUGGCAACAAGCCAUUUCUUUUGGAUAAUUAAUUUUCACUGCAACGGGUCGAAAAAAAUUAUGACGAUCUCCGAGGAAUUUUCAGUGAGCUAUUCUACAAUAGACUGGAUUAAUAAUUUACAUUUAUCUACCGAGCACUAAUAGUAACUUCCGUUUCAUACCGUGAGUAUGCUGUUAAAUGAAGAUUAUUGUAUUCGUUGUCAUUGCUGCAUCUAUAAUUCUUAAGAGAUGCAAUUAGCUUCAACUCGCAAUACAGAACAGUAUUAAGGUAGUUUUCCACAUAGUGCUACAAUGGAUGACACUACUGUUAUUCUCAUUGAAGCCUUGCGUGAGCAAGUUCUACGGAAAGAUUAUGGUGGUAUGAGGGGCCUCGCUCUUGCAUUUAAAAGUCUCGAUAUCGACUUUUCAAAAAGAAUUGUGUUUGAAGAACUAAAAAUAGGAAUAGAGUCGUAUGGCAUACGAAUGUCACACGGGUAUUUACAACGAUUGUUCAAGGCCCUGGAUAAAGAUAACAGCGGGGGCAUCGAUUUCCUGGAGUUCAUGAAGGCACUGGAACCGCCAAUGAAAACUAGCAGAAAGGCAGUCAUCAACGAGGCUUUUGACAAAUUGGAUAUCAGCAAGGACGAUGUCCUAAAUGUUGACGAUCUAAGAGUUGUCUAUGCUGCCAACGCCAGAAACCACCCAAAGUAUCUAUCCGGUGAAUGGACGGAGGACGAGGUGCUACGAAGUUUCCUUGACAGCAUCGACACACCCGGUAGCCCAGAUGGAAAAGUAACACGUGACGAAUUUAUGAAUUACUACGCAGGUGUCAGUGCAACGAUAGACGAUGAUUGUUACUUUGAUUUGAUGAUGCGAUCCUGCUACGGUCUUCCACAGAGAAGCUCGCAAUCAAAAUGAAUCAGAUGUGUAAAAUGUGUAAUUUUAACGAUCGACACUCUCAAAUAUUUUAAGAACAUAUUUUGCCUUUAAUAUUCAAUGUACACUGUAGACUGAGAUUUAUACACUGAAAUCAAAAUUUCUCAAUAAUUGAUGAUUGAUUUUCAUCCAUUUCGAUAUCGGUGAAUUUUUACGAAAUCAAGCCAUAUAAGGUUUUAUGUCAAAGGUACUGCAGUUUGUAAAUCUUGCGUCAAUGUAACGUUUGCUUCAAAGUAGUCAUCGUCUUAAUUUUCAACCAUAUAAAUUUAAUACUGAUGUAAACCAUGUCAUACUACGCAAUACUAGAACAAUAAUUUUACUUUCGUCGCGCUUUUCAUAAAAGUGCGAGAGUACUUUUAACCUUGUUAUUUUCCAGUAGAGUAAAAUACUUGGCAUACGUA